This is a messenger RNA of Gekko japonicus, 2682 nucleotides long. Its product is annotated as putative protocadherin beta-18. The record is from RefSeq and is a predicted model, not a curated record. NCBI's taxonomy places the organism in Eukaryota, Metazoa, Chordata, Lepidosauria, Squamata, Gekkonidae. Gene Ontology annotation, molecular function: calcium ion binding. Gene Ontology annotation, biological process: homophilic cell-cell adhesion. The coding region runs from base 1 to 2682 and encodes 893 amino acids. The transcript is spliced from 4 exons. Gene Ontology annotation, cellular component: plasma membrane.
AUGUACAAGAAAGAGUCUAGUUUCAUCACCGCCCUUCCUCAGUUCCCACCUGCCUUACCUGAGAUCCCAGAAACUGGUGUCGAUUCUCAGAGUGGAUCACUUUCCCGGACUUACCAGUAUGAUGUUUGCCUAACUGGUGGAUCCUUAAGCAGCGAUUUCAGAUUCCUUAGGCCUCUCAUUCCUGUUUUUUCUAUGGGGGAUCCAAACUUUUCUGAGAAUCACAGGAUUUCUUCUGGCUUUCAAGAGACUCCUGAGCAGGCAGAAGGCCAAGAACAAAGAGAACAGUGGUGUGUGUCUCUAUUCACUAUUGUGCUCCAGAACCCCUUAACAAUCUACAGCAUUGAGAUGCAGGUAGAAGAUAUAAAUGACAACUCUCCAGCAUUCUCCCAAACUGAACUUAACCUAUCUAUUCCUGAGAAUGCUCCCACAAACACUCGAUUCCCCCUGGAAUCUGCCCAAGAUACUGAUUUGGGCAAAAACACCAUCCAGAACUACACCCUCAGUCCCAAUGAAAAUUUUCACUUGGAAAUUCAAAGUGGCAGGAGUGGAAGGAAACAUUUGGAACUUGUUCUGGAGAAACCACUAGACAGGGAGAAAGCGGCUCAGUUGGGGCUGACACUCACAGCUGUUGAUGGAGGGGUGCCCCAGAGAACAGGCACAGUUCAAAUCAAUAUUAAUGUUCUGGACACCAAUGACAACUUCCCUGAGUUUGCACAAUCUGAAUACAUAGUGAGUUUGAAGGAAAACAGCCCUCGAGAUACUCUGGUCUUGAAAGUGGAAGCCAGAGAUUUGGAUUUGGGUUCAAAUGCAGAGAUCACAUAUUCAUUCCAUCAGGCGCCUGAGAAAAUAAGCCAAUUGUUCCAGUUGCAUCAAACUACAGGGGAAAUCACUGUUUUGGGUCCAAUUGACUAUGAAAAAGAAACCAGGUAUUAUAUGAACAUCAAAGCAACAGAUGGAGGGGGCUUCUCAGGCCACUGCAAGGUCCUGGUGGAAAUUGAGGAUGAGAAUGACAAUGCCCCAGAAAUAUCAGUCAUAACCAUCACCAGCCCUUUGGCAGAAGAUUCUCCCCUAGAUACAUUGGUUGUGCUUUUCAGUGUCACAGACCGAGACUCUAGAGACAACGGGAGGACCUCAUGCUCUGUAGGGAUACAGUCCCCUUUUCUUUUAAAAACAACACUGAACAAUUAUUAUCAACUUGUGACCCAAAGUCCACUAGACAGAGAGAAAGUCUCUGAGUAUAACGUCACCAUCACAGCUACUGAUAAGGGCUCUCCCAAGCUCACUACAGAAAGAACCAUUACAGUUUUAAUUUCAGACAUCAAUGACAACUCUCCAGUGUUUGAGAAGUCCAAGUAUGAAAUGCAAGUGUGGGAAAACAACAUUCCCGGCCUGCUGAUGGGUUCGGUCCGUGCUGUCGAUCUGGACGUGGAGCAGAAUGCCAAGGUGACCUAUUCUCUUGUGCCAGAAAAUGCCAGUGGUGCUUCUGCAGCCUCUUAUGUUUCCAUCAACUCUGAGACGGGGAAUCUGUACGUCCUGCGAUCUCUGGAUUAUGAGCAGAUCAAGGAGUUCCAAGUGAGAGUGAGGGCUUCAGAUGGGGGUUCUCCUCCACUGAGCUCAGAGGUUGUUGUUCGAGUUGUGAUCCUGGAUGAAAACGACAAUGCCCCCUUCUUCCUCUACCCACUUCAGAACAGCACCUCCCCCUUCAACGAGCUGGUUCCCAAGUCAGUGGAGGCCGGUUACCUGGUCGCCAAGGUGGUGGCUGUAGAUGGGGAUUCGGGCCAGAACUCUUGGCUUUCCUAUGAACUGCUGAAGGCCACAGACCCCGGCCUUUUCAGCAUAGGAGCCCAGAACGGAGAAGUCAAAACCAGGAGGCCACUGACAGAGCGAGACACAAACAAGCAGAGACUGAUUAUCCUGGUGAGAGACAAUGGCCACCCUCCCCAGACCAGCACUGCAACCCUGAAUAUCCUUCCGGUGGAUGGCUUUUCAGAUCCUUAUCUGAAUGUUGCAAGCGUCAGUCAUGAAGCUGGUGAGGAAGACGGCUCCUUGACCAUGUACCUGGUGAUCUGCUUGGCUGCGGUGUCCUUUGUGUUCCUGAUUUGCAUCAUUGUGUUUGUUGCCAUCAAAGUUCACAAGAAAGAGUCUAGUUUUAUCACCGCCCUUCCUCAGUUCCCACCUGCCUUACCUGAGAUCCCUGAAACUGGUGUCGAUUCUCAGAGUGGAUCACUUUCCCGGACCUACCAUUAUGAUGUUUGCCUUACUGGUGGAUCCUUAAGCAGCGAUUUCAGAUACCUUAGGCCUCUCAUUCCUGUUUUUUCUGUGGGGGACCCAAAUGUCUCUGAGAAUCACAGGAUUUCGUCUAUCUCUCAAGAGACUUCUGAGCAGGUGGAGGGCCAAAAAGAAAGAGAACAGAAAGAGCUAAAAGUUACUUUAAUGCUAUGUGAUGAAGAAAAAGCUUUUGACUGCAUUGAAUGGAGUUUGUUCAAAAAUCUUGCCGAAGCGUAUGCCCUUCUGAAACUAUUUACUUCCAAUGAAGUCAGGUCUGUUCAUAGGUCUGGUCCAAGCCAGACAUGGAACAAAAAGCUGGUGACCUAUUCUCGUUUGCCUGGAAAGAUCAGCGAUCAACCUGUGUCCUCUUAUGUCUCCAUCAACUCUGAAACUGGGAAUCUGUGUGCCAUCUGA